AUGGAUUUUGAGGCUGUUCGACGGGCCAGCGUGAAUUCGGCCCGAUACGGGUCGCAGUUUACCAGACCGGUCGGUGAAAUUCUAAAGCGCGCCCUGGCCGAUCGGGUGCGAUCAAUGGGCCGUUUUGAUGCGUAUCCGGAGAUCGAGAAUUGGGCAUCACAUGAGAACGUCAGGUCGCGGUGGGCUGAGCGCUGGGAUCGCGUAGAAGAAUUGAAGACCCUGCCUUUCAAAUACGUUUUCAACCCCAACCGGCCACCGACAGUCGGCGAUGAAAGGGCAUGGCCGUUUAGCUUGAAGACCCAGUGGGAUGCUCCGUCCCCUAAAUCCACGGCACUCCCAACGCCUCAACAAAAGGCAUUCAUCGAUGCUCACGCUUUCUACGAACGCGCUUUUCGCUACCUAAUCUAUUGGCAGUUGCGUCAAAAACAAUUUAUUCUACACUUGCUCAUCGACGAUUUACUAGCCAAAACCAAAGCAUUUGGCGAUGACAUCCCGGCGUACCCAAUUUUCGUCAUGGGAAAUGGGGAUCACUUUGGUGCCCUGCUCGUUUUGUGGAAGAAGGAAUCGCUCGGCUUUGAUCCCGAAGUUCCACUACUGCGUGGGCCGGGCUUCACACCUAUACAGAUAAUUGAUGCGGCUCUACACAUCGAUGAUGCGCACCAUUAUGGCAAAAAUACCGACGACGAAUGGUCCCACCAACUCCGCCAAAAAUGGGAUGACCUGAUAUAUCCGGAUUUGCCAGAUUGCUAUACGGGCGUUAUGAUGGUCCAUUUCUCCGAACUGCGGCCAAUUUUGCAAAAAAUCGCCGACCGAUUGCGCGUGUUUAUCAAAAUGGGCGACCCCCAGUUGGGUGACUACAAAAUCCAACUCGAUGAUGUGCAGCAAGCAGAGAAAAUGGCCUACGAGGAAGAUAUGCAAAAAGAAUUUGACAAGUUUUGGAACUCGCGGAAAAUCAUAAAAGUAGCUGACGUGAAAGUUGAAGAGCUGAAACGCGAGAUUAUCGCUUUGCAAUUAAAACGCGACGAUGCUGUGCGAUCAUCAAAACCUAGAAAGAAGAAAAGGGGCAAAGGAGGGAGAAAAUACUAUUUGGAUCGGCUUCGGCAUCGGUUCACCGGC
Mesorhabditis spiculigera is the source of this 1116-nucleotide messenger RNA. The record is from the annotation of a GenBank genome assembly. NCBI's taxonomy places the organism in Eukaryota, Metazoa, Nematoda, Chromadorea, Rhabditida, Rhabditidae.